UCUAUCUUCACUAAUGAUGUAUAAUAAUAAUAAUCCGUUGAAUAGCUUCCAUCCCAUGUGAAAUGAACAAAUGAAUCCUCUUCCUCCUAAAAGGGCCGUCUUCCUUAUUUCAUUGUUUUUGCUCAUUUUUGUUGGCAGCUAUUUUAGCGAUGGGCUUCAGAUCAAUUCCAAUCAUUCUACAAUUCCAAUAAUCAAAGAUGGCGAUCACUCGGUAUCUAGCAACAAGAAUUUCGUUCUUGGAUUCUUCAGUCUCAACAAUUCCACCACUACCCGGUAUGUCGGAAUUUGGUACAAUCAAAUUCCUCAACAAACCAUCGUUUGGGUCGCCAAUAGAAACCAACCCCUUAACGAUACCUCAGGAACCUUCGCCCUCGACAGCCAUGGAAACGUCAUCGUUUUCAGUCCCACACAAACCAUAUCUCUUUGGUCUACUAACACUACCAUCCAAUCAAAAGACGAUGUGUUGUUUGAGCUUCAGAAUACCGGAAAUCUCGCCUUGAUUGAACGAAAGACCCAAAAGGUUAUAUGGCAAAGCUUUGAUUAUCCAUCUCAUGUCCUUCUUCCCUACAUGAAAUUGGGGCUGAACCGGCGGACCGGUUUCAGUUGGUUCCUAACUUCAUGGAAGGCGCAAGACGAUCCAGGAACUGGGAGCUUCAGUGUUCGGAUCAACCUAACCGGGUAUCCACAACUAAUUUUGUACAAUGGGAGUUUUCCACGGUGGCGUGGAGGACCAUGGACAGGGAAAAGAUGGAGUGGAGUACCUGAAAUGACAAGAGCAUUUGCAAUCAACACAUCAUAUGUGGACAACAGUGAAGAAAUUUUCAUAACCAACGGUCUAAUGGACGACACGUUUUUAAUGAGAAUGACUCUAGAUGAAUCCGGUCUGGUGCAUCGAACCAUAUGGAACCAACAAGAGAAAACAUCGACCGAAGUAUGGUCAGCUCCCGAUGAAUUCUGUGACAGCUACAAUAGGUGCGGUUUGAACAGUAAUUGUGACCCAUACAAUGUAGAGCAGUUCCAAUGCACGUGUCUACCUGGGUUUGAACCAUGGUCCAACCAAAGUUGGUUCUUCAGAAACCCAUUGGGUGGGUGCAUCAGGAAGAGAUUAAACACCACAUGUCGAAGUGGAGAGGGUUUUGUGAAGGUGGUAUAUGUGAAGGUUCCAGAUACAUCGACGGCACUUGUGGAUGAGAGUAUGAGUUUAAAAUCGUGCGAACAAGCGUGUUUAAGUAAUUGCAACUGUACUGCUUACACAAGUGCAAAUGAGAUGACGGGGACUGGGUGCAUGAUGUGGCAUGGAGAUUUGGUUGACACGCGGACCUAUGUCAAUACAGGUCAAGAUCUAUAUGUACGAGUUGAUGCUAUUGAAUUAGCUGAAUAUGCAAAACGAAAAUCAAAACGCUAUCCAACAAAAAAGGUGAUAGCAAUUGUUGUUGGGUCUUUUGUUGCAUUGGUGCUACUUGUGACCUUGCUAAUCUAUCUAUGGGGAACAACUAGAAAAAUGAAUGACACAGAAAAGGAGAGAUUGAGGUGUUUAAAUCUUAACCUUAGGGAAUCUCCAAAUUCAGAAUUUGAUGAAAGUAGGACAGGUUCAGAUUUUCCUGUAUUUGACUUGCUGACAAUAGCAGAGGCAACCGACCAUUUUUCAAUUAAUAACAAGCUGGGAGAAGGUGGCUUUGGCGCAGUUUAUAAGGGUAAGUUUAAAAAUGGAGAGGAAAUUGCAGUUAAAAGGUUGGCUAAGAAUUCAAGGCAAGGAGUUGGGGAGUUCAAGAAUGAAGUCGCUCUAAUCGCGAAGCUCCAACAUAGAAAUCUUGUCAGAGUUUUAGGCUACUGCGUUUAUAAGAAUGAAGAGAAGAUGCUUGUGUAUGAAUACUUGCCAAAUAAAAGCUUGGACUAUUUCAUCUUUGAUGCAACCAAGAGGGUAUUGCUCAAUUGGAAAAGACGGUUUGAAAUCAUACGUGGUAUUGCACGAGGGAUCUUAUAUCUUCAUCAAGAUUCUAGAUUAAAAAUCAUUCAUCGGGAUUUGAAGGCAAGCAAUAUACUACUAGAUGCUGAUUUGAAUCCCAAAAUUGCAGAUUUUGGAAUGGCAAGAAUAUUUGGUCAAGAUCAAAUUCAAGCAAACACGAAUCGUAUAGUGGGAACAUAUGGUUAUAUGUCACCAGAGUACGCAAUGGAAGGCUUGUUUUCAGUGAAAUCUGAUGUAUAUAGCUUCGGCGUUUUGGUGCUAGAGCUGAUUACAGGAAAAAGGAACAACUAUGAUUUCACCUACUUAAACUUGGUUGGACAUGUAUGGGAGCUUUGGAAAUUGGACAAUGCAAUGGAAAUAGUGGACUCAAGUUUGGAAGAAUCAAGUUGUGGAUAUGAAAUCAUGAGAUGCCUCCAAAUUGGGUUAUUAUGUGUGCAGGAGGAUCCAACUGACCGUCCGACCAUGUCAACUGUAACUUUCAUGUUGGAGAAUGAAGUGGAAGUUCCUUCUCCAAAGAAACCUGCUUUUAUCUUAAAGAAAAGGUAUAACAGUGGAGAUUCAUCCACCAAUACUGAAGGAACCAACUCUGUAAAUGGUCUGACAAUUUCCAUUGUAAGUGCUCGUUAAUAUAUUAAUAAAUUUUUAUAUAUGUAAAAUUGAUGCUGACUUAAUGAUGAAAAAGAUUAAGAAUGCAAGUACAUGUUUGAAGGGGCUACUCUUAUUAUUAUUAGUUGAUUAUGAGA
This is a messenger RNA of Cucumis sativus (cucumber), 2709 nucleotides long. RefSeq names its product G-type lectin S-receptor-like serine/threonine-protein kinase At1g11410. The record is from RefSeq and is a predicted model, not a curated record. The coding region runs from base 71 to 2593 and encodes 840 amino acids. The transcript has 7 exons. Lineage: Eukaryota; Viridiplantae; Streptophyta; Magnoliopsida; Cucurbitales; Cucurbitaceae. Gene Ontology annotation, biological process: recognition of pollen; protein phosphorylation. Gene Ontology annotation, molecular function: ATP binding; protein serine/threonine kinase activity.